Esox lucius (northern pike) is the source of this 2938-nucleotide messenger RNA. It is a transcript of the gene stard3, whose product is annotated as StAR-related lipid transfer (START) domain containing 3. The transcript is spliced from 15 exons. Lineage: Eukaryota; Metazoa; Chordata; Actinopteri; Esociformes; Esocidae. Gene Ontology annotation, molecular function: cholesterol transfer activity; cholesterol binding. Bases 626 to 1966 code for a protein of 446 amino acids. Gene Ontology annotation, cellular component: late endosome. The record is from RefSeq and is a predicted model, not a curated record.
AAGUGAAGCGGUCUAAAUACUUUCCAAAUACACAGUAUGAUUAAAUUGCUAAUUAUAUUUAGUUGGAAAAAAGAUCCAUAAUUUCAUCAAAUUCACAUUGACAAUUCGGUCAUUAGCAAGCAGUUAGUCUAAAAUCGAUAAAAUGCUAAUGUUAGCUUGCUGAAAAACAGUGGUAUUCCAUCUGUUCGCUAGCUGUCAACAGGAAAUGCAUUUGUAGACGCACAACUUAAUCUAGACAGGUCAGGUCUACGUGUUUGUGAGUUUAAAUUGUUUCUUUUCUAAACAAGUUUGAAAAUAUAGAGUUAGGUUUAAUAAUGGAAUAAAAUAAACAACUACAGCAACAACAAUCACAAAGAAGAAGAGGAAAAGAACAAGAACACAAAGUAUGACAACUAUAUGGUCAGACGUCGUCUGUUGCGAGUCCGAUUAAUAAACAUACAACACUUCUAAACAGGAAAUGCCAAAGUGACCAUUUUCCUGUAGAACGGAUUCCCGGAAGAGAAGUUUCGUCGAUGAUGAUGAUAAUGAUGAUGAUGUGCUGAAUCAGCCUACUUCUCGAAAUGACGGGCCAGUUUUCAGUACCAGGUGCUCAUCAGGAGGUGGAUCGCCCCCUCCGUCAGUAGGAAUGCCGGGCAGAGUGGACUACGGGGAGCUUGGGGGGAGCCUUCCUGCCAUUGCCUCCCUGAACGCGUCCUACUCCACCACCGCCUCCGCCCCCUCUACCCAUUACCUGGUCAGGCCCCCUGCCAGUAGGCGGGUCAUCUCUGACGUCCGCCGCACCUUUUGUCUGUUUGUCACCUUUGACCUCCUCUUCAUCGCCCUGCUGUGGAUCAUUGAGUUGAAUAUCUCCAACUCCAUUUGGCAUAGCUUGGAACUCGAGGUUGUCACAUACAACUUUAAGUCCUCCUUCUUUGACAUCUUUCUCCUUGCCUUGUUUCGGUUCCUGUGUCUUCAGUUGGGUUAUGCUGCUCUCCGUUUGAGGCACUGGUGGGUCAUUGCGAUCACCACCCUAGUGACCAGCUCUUUCCUGGUAGUCAAAGUGAUCCUCUCCAAUCUGCUAUCCCAGAAUGCCUUUGGCUACGUGUUGCCCAUCACAUCGUUCGUGGUGGCAUGGCUGGAGACGUGGUUCUUGGACUUCAAGGUGCUCACGGUCGAGGCUGAGGAGGAGAGAGCCUUCCUGGCAGCAGUCAACGCAGCAUCCGAGCACGCUCCCAUGAUCUACCCCCGCGCUGUGUCCGAGGGACAGUUUUACUCUCCCCCCGAAUCUCUCGCCGGGUCUGAGGACGACCUGGAUGAGGAGGGCCUGGGUCGAAGGGCAGUCUCCCCUCAGGAGAAGGAGCUGGUUAGGCAGGGUAAAGAGGCCAUGGCUGUGGUGGAACAGAUCCUGGCCCAGGAGGAGAACUGGAAGUUUGAAAAGAACAAUGAUAUGGGCGAUUCUGUUUACACACUGGAGAUUCCGUUCCAUGGAAAGACCUUCAUUCUUAAGGCCUUUAUGCAGUGUCCAGCAGAACUGGUGUACCAGGAGGCCAUCCUGCAGCCAGAGAAGAUGGCUCAGUGGAACAAAACAAUUUCUGGCUGCCAGAUCCUCCAGAGGGUGGACGACAACACACUGGUGUCAUACGACGUCUCUGCCGGGGCAGCAGGGGGGGUGGUGUCAGCCAGGGACUUUGUGAAUGUGCGGCGGGUGGAGCGCAAGCGAGACUGCUACAUCUCUGCUGGCAUGGCAACCGAACAUGACGGCAAACCUCCGCACAGUCGCUACGUCAGGGGUGAGAAUGGUCCGGGCGGGUUUGUGGUCCUCAAGUCCAGCAGUAACCCCUCAGUCUGCACCUUUAUCUGGGUCCUUAACACAGACCUCAAGGGUCGGCUGCCUCGCUACCUCAUCCACCAGAGUCUGGCUGCCACCAUGUUUGAGUUCAUGGCCCACCUACGCCAGCGCAUGUCUGACCUGCGCUCCAACCGCUAGACCGCCACCUGCGGGACGGACGCCUGCCACCUGCAGGUCUGGAGGUUUCACUGCAGCUUCUCAGGAACACCUGCCAUGCACUUAGCAGGUGACCUGAGACGAUGGUUGACAUGAGACCUACUUUGACUUAGACAGGCGUGCACAGCACCAGGGACUGGAGGACGGUGUGACCCCCCCACGUUCUUCACUCCUUUAGGGGGGAGGGAGUCUGGGCUGUCAGAGGAAAUGCUCCUCCCUGACAUUUUAAACACAGUUACACACAUUUCCUGUAGCCUUCCUGCUGUCCCUGUGUUCCCCGUGCUGUCUGCAUCUCCCUCCAGCCACGGAGUCCAGCCGUCUAAUGGAGGUGGCUUUUGGACUUUAGUUGGCCAGACUUGACAAACAUGAAGGAUGUCCUUUUUUUUUUUUACUACAUUCGUUUGUUUUUUCCCCCUUUCUCACCAAGAACUGGUGCAAUGACUGGUUUGGCUGCGUCGGAUGGCUAAAUCCAUGCCUUAUUCUACCGCACUCACACUUGUGGUUAACCACUGAGUGGCUGCGGAUGAGCCUUUGUCUUAUUUUUCACUGUGUUUCUCGGGUAACGGCUACAUCAUGAACAAACACUGAGCAGUUGGAAGUCAAUGAAUACGGUGACACGUCCCUUUUUUCAUCGUUUACGCUCACUAUGAAGAGGAGUGCCGGGUGCUGUGGUCUUCCCACCACUAGAGGGCGGCACCACCACCUGUUUGCUGAGAACAGGAGACAACUUUCCAAAUGGAGCUCAUGGAGGCUUUUCUUGAGUUUUCGGUUGAUCAUAGCUUCCUGAAGAGAUACAGAAACUCUACUCCUCUGUGCCAAGCCUUUUAGUGGCCUUUUUUGCUGGAGGGAAGUGAACUACUUCGGCAAAAUGCUUCACAAUCGCAGACAAUUCUAACUGUUCUGAUCACCUCCUUUUUGAAUAAGCCUUUACUGAAGACCGAUGGAAAUGUGGAA